AUGGCUGCUGCAUCUGCAUCCAUGUUGUGCAUAGUUAUUGUUAUCUGUAGCCUGCUGUCUACUCCAUCAACUGCCAAUCAUGAAGUAGAUGCGCUGAUUGAUGUGAAGAAGAUGAUAUUAGAGGACCCUUCAAAUGCUCUGCAAACUUGGAAUCCCUCCUCGCCCAAUCCUUGCAAAUGGAAGUAUGUCUUCUGUGAUGCCCACGGCCAUGUCUACACCGUGCAUUUGGCACUCAAAAAUCUUUCCGGGGCUCUCUCUCCCAGGAUCGGUGAUCUUCAGAACCUAUAUCAAUUGGAUUUGACUCAAAAUUCGCUUUUCGGGAUCUUACCAUCAACAUUGGGGAACUUAAAAAAUCUCGUUGUCCUUCACCUUGGACACAACCAAUUCAGUAAAGGGAUACCACAAUCGCUUGGCCAACUCUCCCGUCUGAAGUUCUUAUCUCUUGAAUUCAACAAACUCAGUGGUCGCGUUCCAACUGUCGGAAAACUGUCUGAAUUUGGAUAUAAAAGUUUCCAGGGGAAUCCAGAGUUGUGUGGCGAUGUCGUAAAAAAGGAGUGUCCAAGGAGAAGUUUAAUCCCUUAG
Cryptomeria japonica (Japanese cedar) is the source of this 582-nucleotide messenger RNA. Its product is annotated as leucine-rich repeat protein 2-like. Gene Ontology annotation, molecular function: protein binding. The transcript has 5 exons. The record is from RefSeq and is a predicted model, not a curated record. NCBI's taxonomy places the organism in Eukaryota, Viridiplantae, Streptophyta, Pinopsida, Cupressales, Cupressaceae. Bases 1 to 582 code for a protein of 193 amino acids.